AUGGUGAACGACGGCGGCGCGGCCGGCGGCUGCCCAGGCGGCUGCUGCAUCCCAACCUGCAACGUGAUCGCCUUUGGCGAGGGCGAUGACCUGGGCGCAUUCGGAACCGCGUCUUUCCUCGAUACAUGCAAGCAGAACUACGACCGGAAGAACGGGGGUACAGUUGAUCUGGGUGACGACCACCAGGCAAGCUGGGUCUACGAAGGCGAAGACAAAGUCUUUCUCGAUGUCUUCCGCAAGAGCGACAAGAAGUACAAUCGAUUCGAGAUUACUAACUGUCAAUUGGCUACUACGGGUGGGUCGCAGUGUGCGCCCAGUGGUGGAGGCUGUGAUGCCAAGCUGAUCCUCGUUGAGCAACAGGGCUAG
Molecule: messenger RNA, 366 nt
Organism: Alternaria novae-zelandiae
Lineage: Eukaryota; Fungi; Ascomycota; Dothideomycetes; Pleosporales; Pleosporaceae
Exons: 3
Coding region: 1-366 (121 amino acids)
Source: RefSeq, a predicted model, not a curated record